Prunus avium (sweet cherry) is the source of this 1333-nucleotide messenger RNA. Lineage: Eukaryota; Viridiplantae; Streptophyta; Magnoliopsida; Rosales; Rosaceae. The record is from RefSeq and is a predicted model, not a curated record.
AAAGCCUUCAUAUAAUAAUUAAGGGUUUUCAACCCACCUCGGUCCAUCUGUAAGCCCAGACCCAACAAACCUCCACCUAUAAACAAGCAGGCCCACAUAAGUACCAAGCACUUGUAAAAGGUUCAGGUAGAUGGAGGAACAACCAUGCGCAAAGGGAAGACUUUUCACUUAAGUUCAGUGUGCUCGCUCCAUUAACUUACAAUGGCCGAUCAAACGGCAGCGUCCGAUUCCAAUCCCACCUUUGAUCCUUACCAUCGCCUCCAGAUUGCACCCAAUCCGGACGGCACCAUCACACGCUUGGCGGAAUAUCCAAACAGCCCACCCACUUGUGAUUCCAAGCUUCCCACCCCAGUCCUCUCUAAAGACAUCCUCGUCAACCAAUCAAAAAACACCUGGGUUCGAUUGUUCCUACCCCGCCAUCUACUGGAUCAAUCCCCCUCGCCCACUACCAAGCUACCUCUCGUGGUAUUUUACCAUGGUGGAGGCUUCAUAAUACUCGGUGCAGGCGCAACCAUCUUCCAUGAUUUUUGUGUGAAUCUUGCUAUUGACGUGCCCGUGGUCAUUGCAUCCGUCGAGUACAGGCUGGCUCCUGAGCAUCGGCUCCCGGCGGCUUAUGACGAUGCAAUGGAAGCGUUGCACUGGAUCAAAACCGCGCAAGACGUCUGGUUGAAGGACUAUGCUGAUCUGUCAAAUUGUUUCCUCAUGGGAUCCAGUGCUGGAGGUAACAUAGCCUACCACGCAGGACUCCGUGCAGUUGUGGGCGUUGACCAUCUCAAGCCGUUAAAGAUCAAAGGGCUAAUAUUGCAGCAACCAUUCUUUGGUGGGACCCAGAGAAGUGGCUCCGAGUUAAGGAUGGCCAAGGACCCCGUUUUGCCGCAAAGUUGUUGUGAUCUGAUGUGGGACUUGUCAUUGCCUCGUGGGUUUGACCGUGAUCAUGAGUAUUGCAAUCCAACGGUGGGUGGCGGUUCGAAGCACUUGGAUGAAAUAAAGGAGCUUGGAUGGAGAGUUUUGGUAAGUGGCUGUGAUGGGGACCCACUGAUGGACCGUCAGAUUGAGUUGGUGAAGAUGCUAGAGGAAAAGGGUGUGCAAGUGGUGGGUCGUUUUAUCCAAGGCACAUGAAUUGUUUGUGGUUAUUAAAAGUUUUAUAUUCCAGCUCUAAUAAAUUCAAGAAUUCAAGUUGUAACGUGAUGUUUAGAUUUUAUAAGAUUGUAACCUUACUUUUUUAAAAAUUGAGCCAAUUGGUCAAAGACGUUCAAAAUCAGUAUCAACCAUUCAAAAUUUCUCCACCUACCGGACCAUCAAAGACUUUUUAACCCAUUUUAUAUUAAAUUCA